AUGGGUCCAACGUUGAUCCAGACUUUUGGGAUGUCUCAGCUACAGUUUGGGACACUGACGACGGCGUUUGCCAUUGCAAAGCUUUGUGGCAACAUUCCGUCCUCGAUCCUCUCGGAGGCCUAUGGGCGCAAGCCGCUGCUGGUGGGAGGCUUGCUCUCCAUCGCUACAGGCAUUGCAGGUGUCGCGUUCGCCAGCUGCUACGAGCAGCUCAUGGUCCUCAGGCUUGCUGUGGGCCUCGGUGUCGCGUCGACUUUUACAUCUGCAGGCAUGUACGUGACGGACAUCUCCCAUCCGCUGAAUUCGGCUCGCACCCGGGCUCCGAUGCAGAUGGGGAUGUCGGCCGGCUUGCUGUGCGGCCCUGCUCUGGGAGGCUACCUCCUGGAGCACGUGGGCCUCUGCUCCAUGACCCUCGGAGUGGGCGCAGCCUCCUUAGCCACGGCCGCAGCAGUCUUCGCGCUCUUGCCCGAGACGCAUCGGGCAAAUCCAGAGAAACGACCCUUGCGAGGCGUGGGGCAUACGCUGCGCUCGUGGUCGCCGAUACUUAGCGGCCAACAGUUCCGCUCAGUUCUUGGAUUUGGCUGGUGCUACAAUGCCGCCUUCUGGGGAGCGAUGGCUCUCCUACCGCUGGUCUACGUGGAUCUGGCCCUCAGCCCCACUGUCGUGGGUGGCCUCUCCACCGUCAACGCAGUGAUCAGCCUAGCCGUCACGCCGGUGGUCGCACGAAGUGCUGACCACCUGGGCAAGAUGGCGGUGGUCCUGCCUGGAGCGAUUGUGUACGGGGCAGGGAUCAUUCUGGUGCCGCACGUCUCAUCCUUGCUGGAGCUGUUGCCGGUCCUUGCGGCGAUGCAAGUUGGCGCCUGCAUGUGCGCGCAGGCUCAGAUGCAUGCCAUGGAUCUGGUCUCGGUCAGAGAUCGUGCGAAGGUACCAAGUCUGUGGAACACCUUCGGGGACACAGGAAUGCUCUUCUCCUCCUUCACCUCCUCGCUUCUUGCUCAGGCUUUUGGCCUGGGCAGCGCCUUCUACGCAGAUGGCGUGCUGCUCCUCGUCGCCAGCGGUGGCAUGUUCAUCAUGACCCGGCGCUAG
Molecule: messenger RNA, 1083 nt
Organism: Symbiodinium natans
Lineage: Eukaryota; Dinophyceae; Suessiales; Symbiodiniaceae
Source: the annotation of a GenBank genome assembly